Gavialis gangeticus (Gharial) is the source of this 1639-nucleotide messenger RNA. It is a transcript of the gene LRRC71, whose product is annotated as leucine rich repeat containing 71. The record is from RefSeq and is a predicted model, not a curated record. NCBI's taxonomy places the organism in Eukaryota, Metazoa, Chordata, Crocodylia, Gavialidae. The coding region runs from base 2 to 1513 and encodes 503 amino acids. The transcript is spliced from 14 exons. Gene Ontology annotation, molecular function: protein binding.
CAUGAAUAGGGCUGGUGGGGUCAAGGGCUGGGAUAACAUCCGUGCCCCCCUGGCAGAGGAGUACCAGUGCACGGGGCUGCUGGAGCAGGACUUCCCGGAGCUGUGCGCCCGCGCCGGGCUCACCUACAUCCCCCGCGUCACCGUGCGCCCGCGCGCUGUCUCGCUGCCGGAGGAGCCAGAGGCUGUGGAGGGCCAGGCCAGUGCCACCCACAUCCAGAGCAAGUACGCUUACUUCCGGCCCCGCAUCCAGACCGAGCUGGAGCUCGAUGACCCCAAGAGCGUCCGCGAGGUCUUCAUGCGAGGUUGGAAGAUCGAAGACAAGAUGCUGGGCAUCUUCAGCAAGUGUCUGCCUGCCCUGGGCAAUCUGCAGGCUCUGCACUUCUGGAAGGUCGGCCUGACGGACCUCUUGCUGUCGUCGCUGGUUAGCAUCCUUCCCAGCUGCCCCAACCUCAAGACCCUGUCCCUGGAAGGGAACCCACUGCCUGAGGGCUCCUUCUACAAACUGAUCCCCGAGGACAGCACGCUUGCACAUGUGUCGCUGCGCAACAACAGCAUUGACGACGCGGCUGCCUGGCAGCUGGGCCAGGCGCUGUCCACCCUGACGACCGCCAACCGCAGCCUGGUCUCGCUCACCCUCAGCUUCAACCACAUCGGGGAUGUGGGGGCCAACCACAUCGCCCAGGGCUUGCGGCUCAAUCGUUCGCUGCUGUCCCUGUCACUGGCACACAACCAGAUCGGGGACAAGGGCGCAGCCAGGCUCGCUGAAGUGCUGGGGCCUUUCGCUCUGACACACACCGAGGUGGUGGAGAGGAGACGGCUUCUGCUAGAGAAGGAGUCCCAGGAGCGCUCCCGGGUGAGACACGAGGUCAAAGCCGACCGCCCGUCCAGCCUGGUCAGCAACACGACCAUCGACAAGCUGCAGCCCACCAAGCAGGGCAAGAAUGUGGCCAAGAAGAAAGAGCCGCAGAGGAAGGAGGAGCGGGGGCAGGUGGGCAGCCCCAGCCUUGGUGGGGUCCCAAGCGGCCCAGCCUUCAUGCUGGCCAAGAAGGAAGACGUGAAGCAGGCCAAGAAGACGCUCACCACCCCGGAGCAGAAGAUUGUGCGUGGGAAAGGUGCCAAAUCUGGUAACAAGGAAAAGCGCAACCAGCCGCUGGAGCCAGAGGUGCCAGAGCUCACCGAGAUCAUGAACCCGCUACUGGAGCAGGCUGAGCACCGCGAGGGGAAAGUUUUCCUGCCGGGCAACCGCGUGCUCAUCAACCUCAACCUCACCCGCAACCAGAUCACGGAGCAGGGCCUGCGAGCCUUCCUGGUUGCUGUGGAGAACCAGCAGCAGCAGUGGAGCAAGGCCAGCACGGGAGCCAAGGGGCAGACAGGGCUGCUGCGCCUGUCUCUGGGGAAGAACCAGUUCCCAGCCGAGAGCGAGACCUUUGCCCGCAUCCAGGAACUGAUGCUGCCACGUGACCCCCUCACCAAGCAAGGCCCCAAGGACGAGGAGCAGUCUGUGCCUGCAUAGGGGAGGCGCUGGCAGCCCCAGGACUGUUCCCAGGCUGCCCCGUGGGGGGCCUGAAGGAGGAAGAACCACGCGCAAAAGAACUCAUUUUGCUCUUUUCUUUAAAAAAAAAAUUCUUUAUCAUCGAAA